AAACUGCUGCUUGAAUAUUUUAUUAUGCUGACGCUUCCUGUUGAUCUUUAUGUUGUCAUCACUUCCUGUUGUUGUCUCUUCACGCUGUCGUCUAUUCACGCUGUCAUAUCUUCACGCUGUCGUCUAUUCAUGUCGUCUAUUCACGCUGUCGUCUAUUCACGCUGUCGUCUAUUCACGCUGUCACGUCUAUUCACGCUGUCAUAUAUUCACGCUGUCAUAUCUUCACGCUGUCAUAUCUUCACGCUGUCGUCUAUUCAUGUCGUCUAUUCACGCUGUCAUGUCUUCACACUGUCGUCUAUUCACGCUGUCGUCUCUUCACGCUGUCAUAUCUUCACGCUGCCGUCUAUUCACGCUGUCAUCUAUUCAUGUCAUCAAUUCACGCUGUUGUCUCUUCACACUGUCAUCUCUUUAUGCUAUCAUAUCUUCACGCUGUCGUCUCCAUGUUGUUGUGUCUUUCUGUUGUCAUCUCUUCCUGUCAUCUCUUCAUGUUUUCGGGCUUUUCUGUCACUAACGUUGUUUCUCUCUUUAACGCUGCCAAAGUCCAAAAAGGAAAUAAAAAACACAAAAAGGUCAAAAAAGGUCUGAAGAAACUAAAACGACACGACAACAAAGCAGAGAAACCUCCAGAGGAGAAGAAGGAUACGUUUGUGGAGAAACUGGCCACUCAGGUGAUCAAAAAUCUGCAGGUAAAGAUCAGCAGCAUCCACCUGCGCUACGAGGAUGACCUGUCAGACCCACAGCGCCCCCUGUCAAUGGGAUUAACACUGUCAGAGCUGAGCCUACAGACCACUGAUGAAAACUGGAAGUCGUGUAUCCUGAAUGAAUCAGCAAAGAUCAUCUACAAGCUCGGGAAUCUGGAGUGUCUCUGUGCUUACUGGAACGUCAACAGUCCGAUCUUCUACAAAGGAUCAUGGGAAGACAUUGUAGAUCAGUUAAAGUCUGGGAUCAGCAGUAAGAAUCAGGAACCCCAUUAUCAGUACAUUUUUAAGCCGAUCUUCGCCUCGGCUAAAAUGUGCAUCAACCCGAACGCUGAGCUGGAAUUGAAAGCUCCAAAGGUAAACCUUCACCUGGAGGUUCAGAACAUCGCUAUAGAGAUGACUAAACCACAGUAUCUGACCAUGGUGGAGCUGUUGGAGUCUGUUGACUGCAUGGUGAGGAACGCCCCCUACAGGAAGUUCAGGCCUGAUGUCUCUGUCCACAGCAGUGUCAAACUCUGGUGGAGGUAUGCUUUCAACAGCAUCCUCGAGGUCCACAUCAGACGCUUCAGUAAAAUGUGGUCCUGGUCCAACAUCAGAAAGCACAGGGAGAACCUAAAGGCCUACAAGACGGCCUAUAGGACCAAACUACUGAGCCAGAACAAGCCGAACCAGGACACAGAGCGACACAUCCAGGAUCUGGAGAAAGUUUUGGACGUCUUCAACAUCACAUUGGCCCGGCAGCAGGCCCAAAUGGAGGUGAUCCGGUCGGGGCAGAAGGUCAUCGGGAAGAAGGCUGCGGGGGGACCGAAGCAGGGAGGAGGAGGUGGUUUCUUCAGCAGCUUCUUUGGUAAAAAGGCCAAGAAGGAGGAGCACGGCCUACAGGAUAGCAAAGACACAGAGGGUUCUGGUUCUGGUCUGGACGAUCUCAUGACGGCUGAGGAAAAGGAGAAACUCUACACUGCCAUCGGUUACAGUGGCAGCUCUCACAACUUGACAUUACCCAAACAGUACGUCGCUGUGGUCGUCACCUUCCAGCUGUUCAGGACCUCGGUGACAGUUCGAGAGCUGCCGGAAAUUCCAGAGAUCCUCAAAGUCCAGAUGAUCGAUCUCAGCACCAAAAUAUCUCAGAGACCUGGAGCUCAGGCUUUCAGGGUGGAGGCAGCAUUGCAGCACUGGUUUGUUACGGGUCUACAGCAGCAGGGCGCGGUACCUUCCCUCAUCGCCUCAGUGGGAGACUCUUCUUCUUCUCUGCUCAGUGUUGUGUUCGAACUGAACCCUGAGGGCAACGCCGCUGACCAGCUGCUCACGGUCCGUUCUCAGCCCAUCGAGAUAAUCUAUGACGCGCUCACCGUGAAUAGUCUGAUGGAUUUCUUUAAGUCUGGGAAAGGUGUUGAUCUGGAAGUCCUGACCUCGGCCACGCUCUCCAAACUGGAGGAGAUCAAAGACAAAACUGCUGCAGGUUUGUCUCAUAUCAUUGAGACCAGGAAGGUCCUGAACCUGAGGAUCGACUUGAAGCCGUCCUACCUGCUGGUACCAAAGUCCGGUUUCUAUAGCAGUAUGUCAGAUCUCAUUAUUGUGGACUUUGGCAGCUUACAGUUUAACAGUGUCGAGCAGUCCCAUCUCAGUUCGUCUUCGUCCUCCUUCUCCUCUCUGGAGGAAAUCAUGGAUCGAGCCUAUGAGAGGUACAACGUGGAGCUACGAAGAGUCCAGGUGCUCUACAGCAAGUCAGGUGAGGCAUGGAAGUCUGCUCGGCUGCAAGGUUCGUCCGUUCAACACAUCCUCCAACCGAUGGACUUCACGGUCCAGCUGGCCAAGUGUAUGGUGGAGAAGGAUGCCAGGAUGCCCAGAUUCAAGGUGUUGGGGGAGCUCCCGCUGCUGCACGUUAAAAUCUCGGACCAGAAGAUCCAGAACGUUCUGGAGCUCGUUGACAGCAUCCCACUGCCCAACAUGGGCUCCUCCCCAUCCACCCCCACAGAGAAGGUUCUGUCGUUGGUGGAGGCCAGACCUCAAGCACUCAGUCUUCACCCUGUACUCCUCGACACCAUGGAAACAGAUUCAGAUGAAGACACCAGUGAGAAGUCGAUUGAUGAGGAGCACCAGCGUUCAGCUCUCGAGGAACUUACCGACCUUCACUUCAAGUUUGAAGUCAAAGAGGUGCUGUUGGAGCUGACCCGGCAGGUGGACCAGGAGAAGACCAUUUUGUCCUUCAGUGUCUGUCAGCUGGGAGCUGAAGGGAAGAAGCGGAGCUUCGACCUGAACGUCACCUCAUACCUGCGCAGAGUCACACUUGACUACUGCGACAUACCCGAUGGCAGAAGUCGUCCUCUCCACCUGAUCAGUUCCUCAGAGCAGCAGAGCUCCAACCUGCUGAAGGUGGAGUUCAUCAAGGCGGACCCCAGCGGCCCAAGCUUCCAGACUCUGUUCAACAACACAGAGCAAACACUGAAGGUGGAGUUUUCCUCUCUGGACUUUCUCCUUCACACUAAAGCUCUGUUGUCAACCAUCAACUACCUGAGCAGCAUUGUGCCACCAGAACUCGCCGCUGCCCGUGACCGAGACAUCAAAAAACAGGCGGACAAGACCAGACAAAGCCGGACAGUGUUUAAAGAAGCCAAAGAUGGUGGCGUGUUCAGCUUUAAGCUGUUCGCCAUGUUGGGUUGUUUCCACAUGGAGGUGUGUGACGACUGCCACAGCAUUGCUGACAUCAGAGUCCAAGGAAUCGAUGCGUCUGUGUUGGUGCAGGCGAAGGAGACGGAGAUGUUCGCUCGACUUCGAGACAUUGUGGUCACAGAUGUCAACCCCCAAACUGUCCACAGAAAGGCGGUGUCCAUCGUGGGUGAGGAGGUGUUCAGCUUCAAACUGUCCUUGUUUCCAGGGGCGACGGAGGGCAAGGGUUAUGGCGACAUGUCGAAGGUGGACGGGAAGGUCACAAUGCGUCUGGGCUGCAUCCAGAUCGUCUACCUGCACAAGUUCUUCAUGUCACUGCUGAUGUUCGUUGAUAACUUCCAGACGGCUAAAGAAGCUCUGAGCGCUGCGACGGCUCAGGCAGCAGAGAAGGCGGCAUCCAGUGUUCGUGGCUUGGCCCAGAAGAGUUUCCGUCUGUCCAUGGACAUCAAACUGAAGGCUCCACUCAUCAUCGUCCCUCAGUCCUCCACUUCCCAUAAUGCCGUAGUGGUGGAUCUUGGUCUGAUCACGGUGGGAAACAGCUUCUCUUUGCUGCCAGCUGAAGGUUUCUCUCUGCCGGCGGUAGUGGAGAAGAUGGAAGUGAAGCUGACACAGCUGAAACUCUCCAGAACCACGAUGAAGCAAGACUCUAUUCAGCCAGACAUCGAGAUCCUCCAACCAAUCAACUUAGAGCUGCUUGUCACCAGGAACCUGGCUGCUUCCUGGUUCACCAAGAUCCCCGGAGUCCAGGUCCAGGGAGUCCUUCAGUCCCUUAAUAUGAGUCUGGGUGAGGAAGACUUUGGCGUGCUGAUGAAGAUCCUGGUGGAGAAUAUCGGGGAGGGGAGUAAAGAGCACACCAUGGACAUCAAAAGACAGGUCGCUCAAGAGAAGGCAGAACUUGCUGAGCAGCAGGUGGAGGUGGCGUCAUUACAGACAGGGUCUGCCACCAAUGGAGGUCUAACCGAAAACACGAUAAAUGUUCUCCUGAACUUUGAAAUAAAAGAGGUUUUGCUGACCCUGAAGAAGCCCAGAGAGCAGAAGGAAUCCCCUUUCCUGGUCUUUCAUGUCGCUCACCUGGGCAUCGACACCAAAGUCAGGAAAUAUGACAUGUGUGCCACGACGUACAUCAACAAGAUCACUAUGAAGUGCCUGGAGUUCAACGACUCAAAUGGUGAGCCGCUGUGUCUCAUUAGCUCUUCGGUCACGUCUGGAGCUGAGCUACUCAAAGUCCAGUAUUUCAAGGCUGACCGCUCUGGCCCAAACUUCUCCACUGUCUACAAGAACACAGAGCAGAUGAUUAAUGUGACCUUCACUUCUCUCGACCUCAUGCUUCACACUGAGGCUCUGUUGUCAGCCAUCAACUUCCUGUCGGCGGCUUUGUCCUCUAGCAGUGUUUCAUCUGAGAGAGAGAUCAGACCGAAGAUGGAGGACAAGACAGUGUCCGCCAAGUCAGCAGGCCUGAUGUCAUCUGCAGACAGUGAGGUCAUCGACCUGAAGGUGAUGAUGACGCUAGGAGCCUUUAAUGUCCUGGUUUGUGAUCACAGCUGCAACAUGGCUGACAUUAAGAUCCAAGGUAUUAAUGGCUCUUUGCUGAUGCAAGGACCACAAACCCAUAUAUCAGCCCGCCUGAGAGAUUUCAUCGUCCUCAAUGUUGAUCCCAAAAGCAUCCACAGGAAGGCCAUCUCCAUCGUGAGUGAUGAGGUGUUCAGCUUCAGUAUGAGUCUUACUCCUAACGCCACAGAGGGGGCAGGGUAUUCCGACACGUCCAAAACUGAUGGCAGAGUGAAGCUGAAUGUUGGCUGCAUCCAGGUGGUUUACCUGCACAAGUUCAUCAUGUCCCUGCUGAACUUCACCAACAACUUCCAAGCGGCUAAAGAAGCUCUGAGCGCUGCGACGGCUCAGGCAGCAGAGAAGGCGGCGUCCAGUGUUCGAGACUUUGCCCAGAAGAGUUUCCGUCUGUCUAUGGACAUCAAACUAAAGGCUCCACUAAUCAUCAUCCCUCAGUCCUCCACCUCCUACGAUGCACUUGUGAUGGACCUGGGUCUAAUCACAGUGGAAAACAACUUCUCUCUGCUGCCUGUCGAUGGAUGUCCUCUGCCGGUCGUCAUUGACAACAUGGAUGUACAGCUGACACAGCUGAAACUCUCCAGGACCUAUAUGGACCCGACAUCGGGUCGACCCAGCACUGAGCUGCUGGAACCAGUAAACCUGCAUUUGAACAUAAAGAGGAACCUGGCAGCUUCCUGGUACAAGAAGAUGGUCGCUGUGGAGAUCAAUGGAGACCUGAAGCCCAUGAUGGUGGAACUGAGUCAGGACGACUUGAAGGUGCUGCUCAGGAUCCUGAUGGAGAAUCUGGAAGAGGCUGGCAGUCUGGAGGCCAAUGCCCCAAGACAGGGGGCCAGUGUGCAGCUCAAAGCUGGAAGCCCCCACACAGAUGAUGUUUUGAAGCCCGCCCCAGUCAGCAGUGGUGAAGAGGAGGAAGAAUCCAUGGAGACAAUGAAGUUUAACUUCAACAUUGAGUCUCUCGGUCUGGUUCUGUACCGCAAUGAUCCAACAAGGUCAUCAGACCUCCAGCGCCAGCAGGACCUCAGACUGGGCGAGUUCAGGCUCCAUUUGCUAAAGACUUCAGGAAGGAUCUUGAACAGCGGCAGCAUUGAGUUGACCACAAUCCUGACUGCCUGCACACUGGACGACCUGAGGAUGGGCAUGGAGAGGGUGACAUCACGGAUGGUCGGUCGGAGAGACGAGGAGAGCUCUGAGGCGAUGAUCGAUGUGACGUAUCGACAGAGCUCUGGAGAACGGGAUGUGGUGGCUGUUCUGCAGAAACUCUAUCUGUGUGCCAGCGUGGAGUUCCUGAUGGCCGUUGCAGAUUUCUUCCUGCAGGCGCUGCCGCAGAGUCCGACUCCUCCCACCAGCUCUGCAACGAGUGACAGACUGGUGCUGAGACAGACCACCGAACCUCGAGCCGAUGCCAAGACCACCUCCAUGGUGAGGACUCGUCUUCGGGCGGUGGUGGUGGACCCGGAGGUGGUUUUUGUGGCCAACCUGAUGAAGGCUGAUGCCCCUGCCCUUGUGGCCUCCUUCCAGUGUGACUUCACCCUGCAGACCGAAGAGGACGGGAUGCAGAACAUGAGAGCCAAUCUGAGGGAGCUGAGAGUGCUCGCCUGCCCCUUCAUCCAAAACAAGGAUGCCAAGGCUGUCACCACCGUGUUGAGGCCCUGCUCGGUUGCCUUGGAAACUAAAAUGCAGCCCAACCAACCACUGAGUGGCACUGUGACCGUGGAGGAAGUCAUUGUGAAGAUCUCACCAUUCAUCCUUAACACAGUGAUGACAAUAACAGCCGCCAUGACAGCAAAGCAACGUGAUGAGCAGAACGAGGAGUCAAAGUCAGAAGUCAGUGACCUCUGGUCAGUCAUGAACAUCUAUGGCUGUAACUACUGGUUCCUGGGAGUGGACCAGGCCACCGAGGUCACAGAGAGCUUCAGAGAGCAGGAUGGACACAACCAGGGCGAGAGCUUUGCUGUAGAGGUCAAGGUAGUCCAGGUGACUCUGGAGUCUGGUUUGGGUCAUCGGACAGUCCCUCUGCUGCUAGCUGAGUCCGCUUUCAGCGGAUCAGCCAAAAACUGGUCUUCUCUGCUGCAGCUGAGAGCCGACAUGACCCUGGAGGUGAACUACUUUAAUGAGAUCCAUGCGGUGUGGGAGCCUCUGAUUGAGCGAGUUGAAAGUGGCAAACGCAGAUGGAACCUGGAACUCGAGAUGAAGAACAACCCGGUCCAAGACAAGAGUCCGGUUCAUGGAGAUGACUUUGUCAUCCUUCCUGAACCUCGCACGGCCAUCAAUAUCUGCUCCAAAGACACCAUGAACAUCACUGUCUCCCAGUGCAGCCUCAACGUCUUACACAACCUCGCCAAGGCAUUCUCCGAGGGCACCGCUUCCACUUUUGACUACUCUCUGAAGGAGAAGGCCCCCUUCACCAUCAGAAACUCUCUUGGGAUUCCUCUCAUCAUUCAGCACAGUGCCAACCUAAGGCUAGUGGGUUCACCUGCUCAAGGAAAGCUACAUGAGCUGCCUGUGGAUGAGAGCAUGGACCUGGAGCACUCUAUGUUUGAACCAUCGUCACGAGGCAAACUGUCGGCUCUGCAGCGGCAAGAGAGCUGCCUGUUCAACCUCACCAUCGUUCCCUCUGGAUACAGCGAGAUCUCCAACAUCGCUGUGGACAAACCGGGUCGCCGUCUCUACAACAUCCGUGGUCCAAUGCUGCAGGAGGCAGUUUCCGUGCUACUGCAGAUUGACGCUGCUGAAGGAAACAAGGUCAUCACUGUCCGCUCACCGCUGCAGAUAAAGAAUCACUUCUCUGUGCCGUUCACCAUCAUGAAGUACUGUCAAACAUCCAGGAGCCUGCAGAGCAUCGGACAGGCCGAACCUGAGCGAGAGUUUCACGUUGCCUUAGAAACAUACAGGUGCCAGCUAUAUGUGCGUCCAGCGGGAUGUUUGGAUGGUCAGUAUGACCCAUCCUCCACCUGCGUAGCGUGGAAGGAGCAGGUGCACCGCAGCUCAGAGGUGCGUUCGGUGCUGCAGUGUCCAGCGACUGAAAGUGGCCUGCUGCCACUGAUGGUCCGAACUGUCGCUGUUCCUGAUGACCUGCGACACAUUGCCAACCAUGGAGAGGAAGACUGGGACCCUGCCUACAUCAUCCACCUCCACCCUGUGGCCACGCUACGCAACCUGCUGCCCUACAGCAUCCGCUACAUGAUGGAGAACUCAGCAGACUUUUACGAGCUUCAGGAAGGCAGCACGUCGGAUCUCCUGAAUGCUCGUGUCUCAGGUGAGAUCAUGUCAUUGGUGCUGAUGAGGUAUCAGGGUCGCAACUGGCAUGGACACGUUCGCAUCAAACAGGAAAUGCCUGAGUUCUUGGUCGUGUAUCUCACCUGUGAUUCUGACCAAAACAUGACGGUGGACUUGAGCAUUCACGUGACAAGGACGACAAGCCGCCUCCUACUGUCACUCUUCAGCCCAUACUGGAUCAUCAACAAGACUUCCCGAGUGCUGCAGUACCGAGCUGAGGACCUCAGUGUCAAACACCCGGCAGACUACCGGGACAUCAUCCUUUUCUCCUUCAGGAAGAAGAACCUGUUCAGCAAGAACAAGCUCCAGCUCUGCGUCUCCACCAGCUCCUGGUCUGAUGGUUUCUCUCUGGACACUGUGGGAAGUUAUGGAUGUGUUCGCUGUCCUGCCAACAGCAUGGACUUCCUGGUCGGCGUCAGUAUCCAGAUGAGCAGUUUUAACCUGACCCGGAUAGUUACUAUGAGUCCGUUCUACACUCUGGUCAACAAGUCCUCAUAUGAACUGGAGGUGGGCGAAGUCACCAGCCAGACCUCCAUCAGGUGGCACUACAUCUCCACCACCGAAUGCCUUCCUCUGUGGCCAGAGAACAGCUCAGGGAAGUUGUGUGUCCGUGUGGUUGGAUCUGAAUCCACUUCCAAGUUCUUCUUCUUUAACCAGCAGGACAAUGGCACCCUCCUGAGCCUCGACAUGUGUGGUGGCAUCAUCGUGGACGUCAACAUCUCCAAUCUCUCAACUGUCAUCAGCUUCACUGAUUAUUAUGAAGGGGCAGCUCCGGCCUUGCUGCUCAACCACACGCCCUGGGUCACUAUCAGCUACAAGCAGAGUGGCUCGGCAGUGGUUCAUCAGCUGAAGCCUGGCGAGGCUCGGCGGUUUGCGUGGGACGACCCAGCUAGCGUCAGAAAGCUCAGCUGGAGCUGCAUGGAACAUUCUGGAGAGCUGGACCUGCUAAAGGACGAGGUGGGUCAGUUCUCCUACGACAGCCUGUCUCAGGUGCACUGGGUUUCCUUCCUGGAUGGACGACAGCGGGUGCUGCUGUUCACGGAGGAUGUCGGCGUGGUGACGAAGGCUCGGCAGGCUGAGGAGCUCGAACAGUUCCAACAGGAAGUGAAAGUGUCACUACAAAACCUUGGACUGUCGCUGAUCAACAACACGAGCCGGCAGGAGAUCGCUUACAUCGGCAUCACCAGCUCAGGUGUGGUUUGGGAGAUGAAGCCAAAGAACCGUUGGAAACCGCUCAAUCAGAAGAACAUCAACCUGCUGGAGAAAACCUACCAGAGUCAGCUCAGCGGGAAGACUGAGUCGGGCUGGAUCAAACUAGAGACCAAUCUGGAGGUGAACCUCAGUGGAGCUAUCAUGAUGAUGCGUCAGCCAUUUUCCUGCCCGGUGAGGAGGAACUUCCUGUCUGGGAUCCAGGUCGAGUUCAAACAGUCGCCGCACCAGCGCAGCUUGAGGGCCCAGCUGCACUGGCUGCAGGUGGAUAACCAGUUGCCAGGUGCCAUCUUCCCCAUCGUCUUCCAUCCUGUUCCUCCUCCGAAAUCCAUCGCUCUAGACUCAGAACCAAAGCCAUUUAUCGACGUGUCUAUUAUCACCAGGUUCAACCAGCACAGCAACGUCAUGCAAUUCAAGUACUUCAUGGCUCUGGUUCAGGAGAUGGCAGUGAAGAUUGAUCAGGGUUUCUUGGGAGCCAUGCUUGCUGUGUUUACCUCUGCUGCUGAUCCCCAGACCGACAGACAGAAGUCUCGUCUCCUUGAUAAAGAUCUGCAGCUGCUUCAGUCCGACCUGACGGAAGCAUCACUCAGCGACACAUCAGGACUCAGCUUCUUCGAACACUUCCACAUCUCACCCAUCAAGCUUCAUCUCAGUCUGUCUGUGGGCUCCAGCGGUGAGGACUCUGAUCAAGAAAUGGCAGCUGUUCAGGACUUCAACCUGCUGCUGAAAAGUAUUGGAGCCACACUGACUGAUGUGGACGACAUCAUCUUCAAACUGGCCUUCUUUGAGGUGAAGUACCAGUUUUACAGCAGAGAGAAGCUGAUGUGGGCAGUGGUCCGACACUACACUGAACAGUUCCUGAAGCAGAUGUAUGUUCUGGUUCUGGGUCUGGAUGUCCUGGGAAACCCAUUUGGACUGAUCCGAGGUCUGUCUGAGGGAGUGGAGGCCUUCUUCUAUGAACCUUUCCAGGGGGCAGUUCAGGGUCCGGAGGAGUUUGCUGAAGGUUUUGUGAUUGGAGUCCGGAGCUUGCUGGGUCACACUGUCGGUGGUGCCGCAGGUAUGGUGUCUAAGAUCACAGGUUCGGUGGGUAAAGGUCUGGCUGCCAUCACGAUGGAUAAAGAGUACCAACAGAAACGACGUGAGGAGAUGAACCGACCACCCAAAGACUUCGGAGAGAGUCUGGCUAAAGGAGGCAAGGGACUGCUCAAGGGAGUCGUGGGCGGAGUUACUGGCAUUGUCACCAAACCUGUGGAGGGGGCGAAGAAGGAGGGAGCGGCUGGGUUCUUUAAGGGCAUCGGUAAAGGUUUGGUGGGUGUGGUCGCUCGGCCGACAGGCGGCAUUGUGGACAUGGCCAGCAGCACCUUCCAGGGGAUUCAGAGAGCGGCAGAGUCCACAGAGGAAGUGACCAAACUGCGUCCAGUGCGUCUGAUCAGGGAGGACGGAAUCAUUCGACCGUAUGACCUGACAGAGUCGCAGGGUUUUGACCUGUUCCAGCGUUCAGAGAUCAAACAGCUGGAUGGUGAAGUGUUCAGGGAUCAUUGUUCAUUUCCUGGACACCGAAAGACCAACAUCAUCGUCACCAACAGGAGGGUUCUGUGUGUGAAGGAGAUCGACUUUGUCGGUCAUUUCAACAAAGAGUGGGAGUGUUUGUUUGAGAACUUCUGCCGCCCUCCAGCUGCGACAGGAUCUGAGCUGAAGAUCUACUGCAAGGAGCAGCAGAAGUUGAAGUUACCAAAAAGAGAUGUUCAGGAGUCGGUGAGGAACAUUCAGCUCAGAGACCAACACACUGCUCAGAAGCUGCAAAGGGCCAUAUCGGAUGCUCAGGCAGCGCAGAAGCAGCACUGCAUGGCGAGACAGAAGUCACAGCGCUUCCUCAAACUGAACAACAAUCAAUGAGGUCACUUCCUGAGGUCACUGCUGACCUGUCACCUGCAUCAUUAUUGACUUUUAUUUUGACGUCCCUGCUGUUAUGAUCUUCCUAUCUGCUCGAGUGGGCCCAUCCAAAGAGCUGGCUCAGCUCUCAUUUUGAAUGUACAUGUAGUCAUGAUGCUGUGAGGCAUGCUGGGUAAAAACCCUGAGUCAUGUGAUCAUUGUAGGUGGGUUUGUUUGCUGAUUCUAAUCAUUAAGUCACAUCUAUCUAAUUAUCUCUGAUUAUCCAAUCAAACUUUGUUUUGUAAUGAGGCUCAUGGGUUUUCCUGUCCCUGCUGUUUGACUGCAGGCUGCACUGUCACUGAUGAUAAAUGAACGCAUGAAGAUCUAAAAUGAAGAAAGAUGCUUAUUAAAAUGUGUGUUUACAAACUGAAGAAUUAAAAGGUCUUUUUAUUUUUAUUAUCUUUGUGAGCUUAAUAAAUUUCUAUGAAGCAUCAA
Molecule: messenger RNA, 11783 nt
Organism: Larimichthys crocea (large yellow croaker)
Lineage: Eukaryota; Metazoa; Chordata; Actinopteri; Sciaenidae
Gene: vps13c
Product: vacuolar protein sorting 13 homolog C
Exons: 80
Coding region: 366-11312 (3648 amino acids)
Biological process (GO): protein retention in Golgi apparatus; protein targeting to vacuole; mitochondrion organization
Source: RefSeq, a predicted model, not a curated record